This is a messenger RNA of Rotaria sp. Silwood2, 2688 nucleotides long. The record is from the annotation of a GenBank genome assembly. Lineage: Eukaryota; Metazoa; Rotifera; Eurotatoria; Philodinida; Philodinidae.
AUGCCAAUUUCUACCGAAACGACAAUGGCAACAACAUCUACUUGGGACAUAGACGAUCCACAACAAAGUUUUAACUGUAGUGAUUUACUUCUGGAACAGAUACAAAAAAUGAAAGAACAGAUCGAUAUUUAUCAAGAACAAAUCGAUGACAAGAAAAAUUCUCUUCUUGGAUUCACAACACAAAUCGAAGAUAUGAUAAUAAAUUAUGUUCAAGAACAUCAUUUAAAACCAUUAGAACUGAAAAGAAAAUUAAAAAUGGCUCUACUCUAUUAUGAUUUCGAUACCGAAAUAUUAAAAAGGCAAUAUUUACAAGAGAAACCUAACGAUUAUCAAAUUAAAAUGGCUCAAACAUUAUAUGAUACUAAACGGGAAGCGGAAAAAUCGAAGCGACAUUUAUUAGAAUUAAAAGAACAAGUCUUUUAUGAUAAAUGUUUAUUGAAAUUGGAUUCAGUCGAAACAUCAAUCAUACCUAAAGCUGAUAAAGAUGAUGAAAAAACUUUUCCCACUUCUGAUAAAAAUCCUGAACUGAAAAAUAUUGAUCUGAUGAUGAUUAAACUCCUUCAAGCUGAAACUAAAUUUUAUCGAGAUCAAAAAACUUUCGACGAUCAACUGUCAACAAUGUGGAGCAAUCAUCGAAAUGCAGUGCCAAAUCAGCUAAUGCCUACAGUAUUAAUCAAUAUUAUUGAAAAAAGUUUGGAAAAAAUUAAAGAUCGAUGGCGUGCAAUUUACAAAUAUCGGAGUGAAUUUUAUCUUCAAAAUUCAUAUGAUGAUAUGGAAACCAAAUCGAUCAAUGACAUCGAUGUUGACAUGCAAUACUUUGGACGUUCAUUAUUUGUGAUCAUGGAUACGAAUUACAAAUUUCCUGAUCAACAUUUACAAUUAAUAAGUCGAGGACCUACUUAUGUACCACCAUUUCAAUUAUCCAUUAAUUCAUCAAUUCAAACAAUAGAAGAUAGAAUUAAGAAACAAUUUGCACCAUUAAAACAUCAACUGAAUAGUCUAUUUUCCAAUAAUCAUAUUAAUUUAGGAUUAUCCAUGGAAAUCAACAACAAAAUGAUGGAUGCAUUCAGAGAAAAUUUUUCAUUAACAAUACCAGAAGUCUAUGAACAACGUGCCAAGUACGAGAGAAAAUUAAUUCAAACAAUUCGAUAUCUAUUAAUGAACAAUAAUCUUAUAUUACGCCGAACAGCUGAUAAUAGAAAUACUUUCUAUGUUGGAAAUCGUUCUGAUUUUGAAACCAAAGCCAAUGAUUAUUUAAGUCAAUCUGAUUCUAUUAAAUUCAUAACUGAUAUGGAUGAUAAUCAGGAAUGGAAAAAUGAAAAUAAAGAAAUGAUUGAUUCAAUGAACUUUUUAUUGGAACAAUUAAAAAACCACAAAGCCAUUACGAAUGAUAUCUAUGAGCAAUUAUUGAUUAAUAUUGAUAAAGUUCAAUUGCAAGAUUUAUAUUUUCUACCUGACAUUUCCAAAGAAAAUCAAAUUUUAUUGGUACCCUACAUCGUCACACAUCAUAGUGCAACAACGAAACUUGGUAAAAUUUUACAUCAAGUACUACAACCAUUUGUGAAUAAAGUAUUAAAACCGACCACAUUUCGUGAUGACAUGGAUUUUAUUAAAAAAUUUAUUUCUUAUAAUGAAAAAGAACAUCUUCUUCAACAGCAUACCAUUUUUUGUACAAUUGAAAUAACUAAUUUUUCAACGUUAGAUAAUCAUACAAACAUGAUAGAUACUAUCGGUUACUUCUUAAAAGAUAAUUUAGUAUCUAAUAAAUUGGAAGAUUUUACUGUUCAAACCAUUAAAAAUCUUCUCUAUAUAUUCUUAAAUAGUAAUGCCUUUGUAUAUAACAAAAGACUCUAUAAAAUAACGAAGGGUUGUCCAACAACGAUGCCUUUAUCAGAAACUUUAUCAAAUAUUUAUAUAUUUCAAUGGGAAAAAAUGAUUUUUGAAUACUUAAGAAAACAAAAUGAAUUCUUCGGCAGACACAAAAAUCAAGUAUUUUUCACAUGGACUAAUGAAACUGUCGAUGAACUUACAAUUUUCUUACAGGAUAUAAAAGAUAAACGUCUAGACGUUCAUUUUCGACAAUUAACUGGAUAUAACGUAGUCUUUUUAAAUACUUUUAUUGAAAAUCAAGAAGGCCAAUUCUACAGUAGAAUUUAUCAUCAUCCAGUUCUUCCACGAUUUACAUUGCCUUACAUCGUCGGUCAUUCAAAAUCUGGUCAUAGUGAUUGGCUACGUUCUGCAUUAAUUCGAGCUGUUUGUUGCUGUUCAUCAAUCGAAGAUUUUCAUCGUGAACGUAUUUAUCUCGAAGUAUCCUAUCUAAUCAAUGGUUACUCUUUAUUAUUUAUUGAAACUCAUAUUCAACAUUUUUUCGAAUACUUUCAUACACCUCAUUUACGAUACACAAACAAUCAGACUGAAUAUGAUCAAUUUCGAAAACAAUGGUUGCACUAUAUGGAUAUACGAUAUGUUAAAACGGAUCAACUUCAAGUUUUGGAUAAUCAAGCGCGUCUCAUCCGGCUACAUUAUCUAUAUGAAUGGGGUCCUAUAUGUGAAUAUAAUCAAAAAUUUCUUCAAUUAUGGUCUCAAUAUUUUCGUCAUCAUCCAAUAUUGUCUAAUGACAACUCCAAAUUAUUGAUAUCAACAAAACAUCAAUAUUCAUUGAACGCUUUAAUUGGACUAGAGAAAUAA